AUGACUUUGCUAAUUAUUAAAUUAAUAAUAAUUAUUAAUGUGAUCAUAACUGUUGUGGUCGCACAACCUACAAUUGUACGUUGCUGUCAUGAUUCCGUAUUGGCAGAAGGUAGAAUUUAUAUCGGAGGUGGUCUUACAGGAAAAGAAUAUGAAGACAUCUAUUUAAAUGAUUUUUUUUCUUUCGAUUUAAGUGUUCCAUUUACUACAACUAAUAUGCAGUAUGAAGUUCACGCAAAUGUUCCCAUAAUGAGCAUAGCACAUACACUUGUGUAUGCAAAAAGUGCAAAGGGUGGAAUGAUUUAUUUGUUUGGUGGUAAGAGAAAAAUUCCUAUUGGAGAUCCUAUAUACGAAUACUCCCUAGAAAAAAAAGCAUGGAGCUCCAUAACACCUAAAGUUAGUAAAGGCGUCACGAUUCCAAUUGAAUCUAGUACCAAGAUUGAAGGUAUUAUAGAAAGCAGUUUGGGUACUAUCUACAUAUUUGACAAUGGAACCAUGUAUAUUUAUGAUGUAUUGAAUAAUUUUUGGAAUCCUGGCGAAAUCGCGCCUCACAAGCUUAAUUAUUAUGCCGCCGUUAUGUUAAACACAAGUGAAAUUGCAUACAUUGGUGGCUCUAAUGGUACUAUUAACCUUCCCAUGGAUCAGAUCCUUUUAUAUAACACAAAAUUAUCAUCAUGGCAUAUAGAGGCAAGUAGAGAUAAAAUUCCAUCACCACGGCAAGGUCACACGGCAUCAAUAGCACCGGAUGGACGGAUAUUUAUAUAUGGUGGUUUUGAAGGUAAUGAUGAUGUGCUCACUUCCGGAAGUACUCCCACGUUCGCAGUCCUUGAGCGCGUUGGUGAUGAAUUCGUAUGGUUCUCUCCUGAGCUGUUUAAUCCGUCAUCUGUUAUGAGGAUCUACCAUACCUCACACGUAGUAGGAGAUUAUUUGAUCGUUGCUUUCGGGCGGAAUUUAACUCAAUCUAGAUUAAAUACAAUUGAUCUGAUUAAUAUAAAAAAUAAAGAUAAUUACGAAAUCGUCACAGAUUUCAUACCACCCUAUGAAUUGAGUAAACAAUCAACACCAUCACCGCCCACACACACCUCAUCCCGGUCCACCGUCAUUAUAUCAUCUGUAUUUGGAACUUUUGGUUUUUUUGUAAUUAUUACGAGUGCUUACUUCUUGUACAGAUAUUAUCGAUCUCAGAAUGAUAUUGUUAAAUGA
This is a messenger RNA of Funneliformis mosseae, 1200 nucleotides long. Lineage: Eukaryota; Fungi; Glomeromycota; Glomeromycetes; Glomerales; Glomeraceae. The record is from the annotation of a GenBank genome assembly.